UUGUGUCAGGGGCCUCAUCCUGUUUUGGUUGAAUUAAAUGAGCGCUGGGAGAAGGUGGCUCUGAAAUAGCUUGUAGUAAAUUGUUUUUGUUAGUUUUAAAUGAUGUGCGUCUGCAUUGAUGUUCAGAUAAUGUCUGUUAGGUUUGUAAAGCUCCUGAGCUGUACGUUUAGAAAAGUGAAAACGUAUUUUUCAGUGAUAAAUUACUUGAUACUUAAAAGGCUUUGAAAGAGGAAUGUCCAAAGCAUGCAGCAUAAUUAUUGUUUGUACAGGUAUUUUAAAGUUAUUCUCUGCCUAACCCAUCUGAGUUUUCUGAAGGCCAGUAAUGUAAGGAAUGGUGGUCUUACUCAGGAAACCUUUCUCAUCUGUCAUUUCAGUUACAGGAUUUAACUGAGAAUGGGAGAAAUCCAUCUUUUAGCUGAUGUCUUACCAUUUACAUUUGUUCUGAUUUUUUUUUUCUUCACUGCUAUAAAAGCAGUAUCUACAGUGCUCAAAAAAAUACUGUUUCAUAAAAGUUGAAAGGGAACAUUACCUGUGAAUUAAACUAAAAUACCUUAAGCCUAUCCAGCACAUUCCUAGCAUUAAACAGUCGGAGAAGACUAGGUAUUUCCUAUUUAUUUUUCAGAUUGGCUGGAAUAUGGUCUUUCCGGAAAAUGGUCCUCAGACGGUUGAAGGGGAAAUCUGAUUUUUCAUCUCCUGAGAACAUUUUUUCUGAGUGACUCCGUCUUCCAGACACAUUUGCCAUGAUAAGGGUUUCGAUCCUUUCCCAUAUUUGCCCUGAGUCAUGAGUGGAUAUGUGUGAUGCCUGCAAGUAAAACUGGGUAAGAAGAGUGACCUUUUUGGGUGGCUGUAACUGAAGAUUGCUUUACAGGAGCAACUGAAGAAGGUUUUUGAGUCAUGAUGCAAGAAUCUGGGACUGAGACAAAAAGUAACGGUUCAGCCAUUCAGAAUGGAGCAAGCGGUGGCAACCAUUUACUAGAGUGCAGCCUGCGGGAAGUGAGAUCAAACGGCGAGACACCUUCAGUUGAAAUUGGGGCUGCAGAUUUAGCACAUCUUCAGCAACAGCAGGCUCUCCAGGUGGCACGGCAGCUUCUACUGCAACAGCAGCAGCAGCAGCAGCAACAGCAGCAGCAGCAGCAGCAACAAGUUAGUGGAUUAAAGUCUCCGAAGAGGAAUGACAAACAGCCAGCCCUUCAGGUUCCAGUGUCGGUGGCUAUGAUGACACCUCAAGUGAUCACUCCCCAGCAAAUGCAGCAGAUCCUCCAGCAACAAGUGCUAACUCCCCAGCAACUCCAAGUCCUGCUCCAACAGCAGCAGGCACUCAUGCUUCAACAGCAGCAGCUUCAAGAGUUUUAUAAGAAACAACAGGAACAGUUGCAGCUUCAACUUUUACAGCAACAACAUGCUGGAAAACAGCCUAAAGAGCCCCAGCAACAGCAGGUGGCUACGCAGCAGUUGGCCUUUCAGCAGCAACUCUUACAGAUGCAGCAGUUGCAACAGCAGCACCUCCUGUCUUUGCAGCGUCAGGGGUUGCUAACAAUCCAACCCGGCCAGCCUACUCUGCCUUUGCAACCCCUUGCACAAGGCAUGAUUCCAACAGAACUGCAGCAGCUCUGGAAGGAAGUGACAAGCUCACACACAGCGGAGGAGGCAGCCAGCAACAACCACAGCAGCCUGGACCUGUCCACCACCUGCAUCUCCUCCUCCGCGCCGUCUAAGACCUCCUUAAUCAUCAACCCGCACGCCUCAACUAACGGACAGCUAUCAGUCCACACUCCUAAACGGGAGAGUUUAUCCCAUGAGGAGCACUCACACAGCCAUCCGCUCUAUGGACACGGCGUAUGCAAAUGGCCGGGCUGUGAAGCAGUAUGUGAAGACUUCCAGUCGUUUCUAAAACAUCUCAACAGUGAGCAUGCGCUGGAUGAUAGAAGUACAGCCCAAUGUAGAGUACAAAUGCAGGUUGUACAGCAGUUAGAGCUACAGCUUGCAAAAGAUAAAGAGCGCCUGCAAGCCAUGAUGACACACCUGCAUGUGAAGUCAACUGAACCAAAAGCCACCCCUCAGCCCCUGAAUCUGGUAUCAAGCGUCACGCUUUCCAAGACUGCAUCCGAGGCAUCUCCGCAGAGCUUACCUCAUACUCCCACCACCCCGACUGCGCCCAUCACUCCCGUCACGCAGGGACCGUCGGUCAUCACUACCACGAGCAUGCACAAUGUCGGACCCAUCCGGAGGCGGUACUCGGAUAAAUACAACGUCCCCAUUUCUUCAGAUAUUGCCCAGAACCAAGAAUUUUAUAAGAACGCGGAAGUUAGACCACCAUUCACGUAUGCAUCUUUAAUUAGACAGGCCAUCCUUGAAUCUCCAGAAAAACAGCUAACACUAAAUGAAAUCUACAACUGGUUCACGCGAAUGUUUGCCUACUUCAGACGCAACGCGGCGACGUGGAAGAAUGCAGUGCGUCAUAAUCUUAGUCUUCACAAGUGUUUUGUGCGAGUAGAAAACGUUAAAGGGGCAGUAUGGACAGUGGAUGAACUAGAGUUCCAAAAACGAAGGCCACAAAAGAUCAGUGGUAACCCUUCUCUUAUUAAAAACAUACAGACCAGCCACACCUACUGCACACCUCUCAAUGCUGCUUUACAGGCUUCAAUGGCUGAGAACAGUAUACCUCUAUACACUACUGCUUCCAUGGGAAAUCCCACUCUGGGCAAUUUAGCCAACGCGAUGAGGGAAGAGCUUAAUGGUGCAAUGGAGCAUACGAACAGUAACGGGAGUGACAGUAGUCCAGGACGUUCCCCUAUGCAAGCAAUGCACCCCGUGCAUGUCAAAGAAGAACCGUUAGACCCAGAUGAAAAUGAAGGCCCGCUAUCCUUAGUGACAACAGCCAACCACAGUCCAGAUUUCGAUCACGACAGAGAUUAUGAAGAUGAACCUGUAAAUGAGGACAUAGAAUGAGUAUGUCUGACAUCGUUAUCCUGAGAAUGAAGAUUGGAAGAACACGUCAAACUUAGCUGUGAAAUCUCUCCAUUAUUGUACAGUCUGGAGGAUUCUCAGUCCACUUUGACAACUAUGAAAUAUGUUAACUCUUAGUGCCAUCAAGUAUCCCAUUUGGGAGUAUUUUUGAUUUUUCUACUUUUUGUUGAAAAAAGGAAUUUGUACUCUGUGCAUUGGAUGGACUUGUUUGGUACUUGGGAUUUUCUUCUCUUACAGUCAACAUCAGUGUUGUAAAUUUGCUAAACUGAUUCACUUGCAUUUAGCAGCCAGCUGUGGACUGCAGGUCCUGCCAAUUUUGGACACUUGAGGACAUCAAACUGAGCAUGUACACCUGAACUGCAGAUCAAGUCUUCGCCCAGAUUUUAAGGAUUCCAAUGGACAACAUAUUUGCACAGUACUGCAUGUUGAUUAUCACUGCCUUUACUCCAUUUUUUUUUGGUUUUUUUGUUGGUUUCUUUUUUUUUUUUUUUUUUUUUUGCUUCCAUUUGGGAUGGGGAAGGCCUGUGUGUGCACGUGUGUGGAUAUGUGUGUGUGUGUGUGAGCGUGUAUAUUGGGGGAGGGGUUAAAAGAAAAAAUUAUCCCAAACUUUUUAAUGUAUUGCUUUUAUUCCCCCGCCCCACUUCUCCUCUACCAUUUUAAGUUCUGACCUCAGGCCUCAUCUGGGCCCAGGGCCUCUCAGAGGCUUCAACGUUUUCUGUACUUUGUGAUGAAUGUUAAUAGGUGUUUUUAUUAUACGAAGCUGAAUGUCAUUGAAUUGUUUGUAGUUUUUUCUGUCAUUCAUUCCAAUUUCCUUCAGAUGCCACCAUGUUUUCUUUAGCUAUGGAAAACAUUCCAUUUUGGUGUCUUCUUUUUUUGUUGUUGUUUUUUGAAAAGGUCCCAAAUGCUGCACUAUACAUGUGGAAGGGUUGUCCAACAGAGAGAGAGGAAUGAAGUACUGCAAGAAUGAGAAUGAAUGACAGAUGAACAUAGAAACACUGUAGGAAGCAACACAGAUUCAUUCCACAAAGCAGUAUUUUUAAUUUUUUUUUUUUUUGGUUUGGGUUUUUUGAUAUUAUUUUUUUUUCGGCAGCAACGGUGAAUAUUAGCAAAUGCCACAAAAUUGAACAGCACAAAGAAAUAUAUGCAGCACCAACAGAGUUCACUUUUAUUAGAGGAUGAAUAGUACAGUGGCAGGUUCUCGAAAGUUUAACACGAGUUCUAAUGGGUCAACAAAUCUUUCUGGAAUAUCUAAGAUUACCGAGAUGGGCACCUAUACAUUUAUUAUUACAAUUUUUUUAAUUUUUUUUCUUUUUGCAUUUGCAUUUGCAAAUAGUGGUUGGAAAGAUGACUUCAUUAAAUUGUUAUUGUACAUGGUGAUGUUUCACGGUUAAACAUCAGUUCAGGAUUGCUUGGUGGCAUUAAUCUGUUUGAAUACAAAUUAGAUUUCAGAUUGAACUUGUUACGGGAGUUAAUAAGGACGGAGCCCCACUAAUGCUAAAGUGUUAAUUUUCAGCUGUGCAAAUGCAGUACUGCAGUUAAGAUUGUUAUGCAAUAUUACACCAGCCAGUAUGGAAACCUCGCCGUAGGAGACAGGAGAUCUAGGAGAGAAUUCGCACCGGGGCUUGUUAGGCAAAACUGGCAAGGCUCUUCAAAGCAAACAUGACAUACAAAAUUUGUUGCGAUAGGUCAGUAAACCUCGUUCACCAAACACCUAAACAUUUUCAUUUUACAACCACUUUUCCGUCACUCAUUUAUUUAUGUAGGACUGUAGGUUUUUUAUUAUUUCAAAAAGCCUUUCAGAGCUUAAUUUAUAUUCUUCUUUGUACCUUUUUUUUCCUAAAAUUACCAAAGAUAUUACACAAAGGUAAAUUAUGUUCUCUGUUAUAUGCUUUAUCUUAUGAAGCCAAAUAUCCUCUUAUUGUUGAUCAAAGGAGGUUGAAGAAUUUAGAGGGAAAUGACAAGAUGUGGGCUAUUGCUAACCUGAGAGGGAAACUGCUCCUUUAUUCUAGAAAAUUUAGAAGGCCAAGUAGAUGUCUGAACCAAAGUUGUUACUUUUUAUUUGCAAUUCUUUACAGUGACCAAAACGAAAGUCUGUAAAGAGGAAUUGAGGAGAGCUUUUGAGGCUAAAACUAGGAAUCAGUGUUGCUGGUGGAGCUAUGAGAAGGGAGCUGGAGAAAGCAAAGACACAGUUAUUUCGCGGAAAAUUAGAGUAUCAGAUAAAGGAGGCAGUUUAAUAAAAUACAGAAGAGAACAGAAAAGCUCCCACAAUUUAACUGGACCACAUAAUAGUAUUUCUAGAAUUAAAUGAAAAAAAAAAAUUUUUUUGGUCUUUGGUUCUACAGAUUGUGUGCCACUUCUGUUUCGGGACUGUGCUAGGAUGACUGCUUUAAUUUUGGUUGAUCUUGGCACAUUUGCUCAGUUUUGUUUAGUUUUUGGUCAGCAUUUUUCAUAAGGAAAUAACACUCCUGUCCACUCAUAAGCUUUGGUACAAAAAAUUUUAUUGGCAGUUACUUUUAUAAAACUCAACUCUGCUUUCUGUUUCAAAAGACAAAAAAAAAAAAAGAAGAGAAAAAAAGGGCAGUCUGUGGUCAUUUGAAACAUUUUUUUGUUUUGUUUAAAUUAUAUCCAGGCAGCUUCGUGACGUGCCGGCGGUAGCCAGAUGGGGAUCAUGAGAAUUGAGCCCUGUGCUUCUAAACUGAGUGGUUUGCUGGUUAGUUCGGUAUUCAGAAGGGGAUAAAAAUCUGGUAGAUUAGUUCAUUCUCAGCAUGUGUAGCUAGACAUGAGUAAAGAUAACAGCAUGAGAAACUGUUAGUACGCAUACCUCAGUCCAAACUGUUAGGGAAUGAGUAAAUAAAAAAUACAUUUCACUCAGUUGCACUUAGUUGUAUGUCUUGCAUGCUUAGUCUAAAGACUGUAGCAAAAAUAAAAAAAAUAAAAAAAGAGAAAAAGAAGUAAAAAAUUAGAUUUUAACAUAUCUGGCAGGUGUCACAGCCUUGCAGAAGAACCAACUGAAAAUCUCAGGCUUUACAUCAAGCAAACUUCACUAUGAUUUUUACAAUUCUGAUUCUGUAUCCCUUUGGAUAUACAGUUGCUUCUUUAGGGAGGGGUUUAUUAUGUUGUACAUAUAUAUCCCACUGUGUCUGUGUGAGCCUUUGUCUUUUGGGGGGAGGGUGGGGAGGGAGGAAAAGGUGGAAAGGUCCUUUUUUUAGAUAUCAUUCCUCAAAAGGAAUAAACGCAGACCUGUUUGUCAAAACACCUUUUGCUUUUUGUGCAACUGCUUUAUAUUAACUAUACUAAAAAAAAUAGCUUUGAAAAAAAAAAACUACUGUAUGUAAUGGAAUUGCAGAAUACGCUGCACAUGUAUUUUAUUUAGUUAUCCUUGCUUUAAGAAUAUUGGAUGACAUUUGCUGACAUGUGGGAGAAAAUCCCUGACUUUUUUUUCAGCUUUUAAAUUGUAACAUAGUUGACAGAUUUUUUUUUUUUCUCCUGUUAUCAUUGAUCCAAGCAUUUUUGUACAGUUCUUGUGUUUAAGCUGUUUUUUUGAUACUUUCCCACCCCUUCUGUUAUCUUACCACUGCCUUUUCUGGCUGUCUUAAACAAAGUUCAUAUAUUUGAAAGGAAAAAAAAAAAAAAGUCAUUUAAAAAAAAAAAAAGUUUUUCUCCUGCUGCAGUAAAUAUUUUGCAUGAUGAAUUCCAGGGUCACACUUUCAAAGUUUAUCAGUGAAGUAGUGAUUAAUAAUGGGGAGUGUCAAACUAUUGAACUUUUGUAUAAAAAAAAAAAAAAACUUUACAAGGUGCCAAGAUGUAAAGACAAUUUGUUACAUGUUUUUUUUCUCAAAGAAAAGCGUACAUUAUGAAAGUAGUACCAUGUAUCAGGUAAAAUCGCUGUCAGGAAUGAGAGUCAAAGCCUUCCUUGUCCACAAAAAAAAAAAAGUUUGUAAAUGUAAAACCUGUUAGGUUUCUGCAUUCAACUAGAAGUGAAAUGAAAAAUCAAGGCUUAUGUAGAAUAAGUGACCACAAAAAAUGAUCACCUUUUUUGAUUCUCACUCGCAAGAGUCCCGUUGCAGGUCCUGCACCUCCCCUCUCCUGGAGCUCCCGCUUCGGGAAGAGGGCGGGGCAGGGAUUCUGGUUCUACAAAUAUUGCAGAUCAUUAGAUAUUUUAUAUAUAUACAUACAUAAAUAUAUAUAUAUAUAAAGUUUUUAAAAAUAAUUUUGAACUAUUGUAGUUUUCAGAUCGCCAAUAAUCUCACGUUCAUUAUAGCAUGGAAAAAAAAAUGUGUUUAAACUCUUUUGAAAUCCUUUGGUACCUUUGGUUAAUGAACUCAGAGUGAGUUUUUAGAUGUUUCAGAAGUCAUUUAGUAUUCUAGUCUUGCGAGGUGAAUUUGCAGUUAACGACUGCAUUUUAAUGGGCCCAGAACAGGUAACAAAGUAUCUUCUACCCAUAAGCCUUGAUGAAAAUGGUACAGUCCAGACUGUUAGCAUGGUGCUUUGUGUGUAUGUGCUGCCAGUAACAAGAUUUUUUUUUUUUUUUUGAUAAGGCAUAAAAGAAACUCAUUCCUUACAUCAACUGUAAUUCCAUCAUUCCAUGUCUGUUGAUACAGACAAUAAAAAAUGUUGUGUAGUCAGUACUAAUUACUGACAUUAUAGCAUUCUCAAAUGCAAUAAAAAUGCUGGUUGUUCACACUGGUAA
Molecule: messenger RNA, 7657 nt
Organism: Harpia harpyja (harpy eagle)
Lineage: Eukaryota; Metazoa; Chordata; Aves; Accipitriformes; Accipitridae
Gene: FOXP1
Product: forkhead box P1
Exons: 19
Coding region: 895-2949 (684 amino acids)
Biological process (GO): regulation of transcription by RNA polymerase II
Cellular component (GO): nucleus
Molecular function (GO): DNA-binding transcription repressor activity, RNA polymerase II-specific; RNA polymerase II cis-regulatory region sequence-specific DNA binding
Source: RefSeq, a predicted model, not a curated record